AAAAUGAAUUAGUAAAUGAAGAUAAUGCUUGUCCUGGAAGCAAAGGUAGUGAUAUUGAUUAUUUAGCAAACAAUGGAGUAGUUGAUAAUGUUUGUUCUGGAGUGAAAUUGAAAAUGACAAAAUUUAAAAACAAUCUAAAUAAAGUUAGGAAUAAUAAAAGCAAAAAAAUAAUUGUAAUUUUACUUCGAUUAGACGAUUUGUCAGUUUUUACUUUUUUACUUGAGUAA
This is a messenger RNA of Entrophospora sp. SA101, 227 nucleotides long. The record is from the annotation of a GenBank genome assembly. Lineage: Eukaryota; Fungi; Glomeromycota; Glomeromycetes; Entrophosporales; Entrophosporaceae.